AUGGUGGUCCUCGACUGCAUCAUCCCUGCUCACGAGAAAGACUUCGAGACACUGAGUCAUUGCAUCCGAUCGUUGCGGCGCUGUUGUCCAGGGGUCCGGCGAAUCCUGGUGGUGAGCAAGAUUCCGUGGGAUGAUGCCACUGUGGAGGACUGUGCUGUAGAGUGGGUUGACGAGGCCGACCCCCGAUGGCCCUUCCGCCUUUGUGACAUCACGGACUGCGGGUGCGCGCCCGGCUGGCUGUUCCAGCAGCUGCUCAAACUACAUGGUCCCUUGCUGUUGGACGGCCUCACGGACCAUGUCCUCGUUUGCGAUGCUGAUGUGGUUUGGCUGCUUCAAGAUUCGCCUCUGACGUUCUUCACGCCCGAGGCCGAGUCCCUGCUCUGCACGUUUGACUCAGACGGGUGCCCCCCGAUUCGAAGCGCCGUCGACCUCCACCGCUACGAUGCUUUUCCGGCUGCCUUGCUGCCUGGUCUUCAGAAGCCAAGGCUUGGAUCUCAGACCGCAGUUUGCCACCAUAGUGUGCUGGACACAUCCGUGCUGCGGGCGCUCUUUGAGGAGGUGGCGGAGGUCUGCCCCGGCCAAGCUUUCUGGGAGGCGUUCGUGGCUGCGGCCCGGGCUUGCGGUGGGCGUGCGUCGGAGUAUGAGCUGUACCACGCCUUUGCAUCCAGCCGCUUUCCCCUGAAAGUACGGACUCGAGCGUUGCCUUUUGCCGUGGUGGCAGAUAUUCAGGCUACAAUGGACGAUCCACCGGCCGGCGUGGCCUUCGCAGUGGCACACUCCCACCUGCGCGGCCUCGAUGUGGCGGACUUGCAAGACCGUGUUGGUAUCAUCAACGGCAACACGGAGGGCGAGAUUGUGAGACGCCUCGCUGGCCAGUACUUGGACGAAGAGUCGGCCAGUGAGCUGGGCGCACUCUGGCAAGCGCGCGGAAGCCGGGAGCUUUCCAACAGUCUGAGGAAGCGAACGUCAAAGCUCACGAAGAAG
Molecule: messenger RNA, 984 nt
Organism: Symbiodinium sp. CCMP2592
Lineage: Eukaryota; Dinophyceae; Suessiales; Symbiodiniaceae
Source: the annotation of a GenBank genome assembly